AUUCUAGAGUUUAUACCUUGAAAAAGAAAACAUAAAAUCAACAAGAAAAAAAUGUAAUGCUAAUAUACCAAACAUACUCUAGGUCCGGUCAAAAGAUAAGAAACUCAAAAUUAUUUUACAUAGAAAUGCAAACAUAAGACUCAAACAGAACUUAGAGACCGAAUAUGCUGAGGAUUUUGCCAUCUUUUACAUCAACAGCAACAAUAAUCUAAACUUUUAUUUCGUAUCUUUAAUUAGUACAUGCCACAUUUCACAACACUUGGUCACGCCAAAGCUAAGCAUAUCCUCUUUCAUAUUCUGUUACUGUAUUACAUAACCACUAUUUAUAAAUCUCUAUAUUAACUUCUUCUUCCUCCAGAUCUCAUUAUAAUACAUUUCUUUCCUUUUUUCCAGUUAAAAGAAAGAAUAUAAACCUAAGAUAUAUAAUAUUGUAUUUUGAUGAAGUUUGGGAAGAGGAUUAAAGAACAAAUACAAGAGUCGUUGCCGGAGUGGCGAGAUAAGUUUCUACGUUACAAAGAACUCAAGAAUCUGAUCUCUUCUCCAGAUCCGGCUGAAUUUAUCUUCAUCGGUUUGUUGAACUCCGAGAUCGAAAAGUUUAAUGCUUUCUUUGUGGAACAAGAAGAAGAUUUCAUCAUCCACCACAAGGUAUUGCAAUAUCGGAUUCAGAGAUUGGUAGAGAAGUACGGAGACAAUGAUGAUGAAACGUUCAGAGAGGAGAUUGGUGAGAUCAGAAAGGAUAUUGUUAACUUCCAUGGAGAGAUGGUACUUCUCGUUAGUUACAGCAACAUUAACUACACUGGAUUAGCCAAGAUUUUAAAGAAGUACGACAGGAGAAGCGGAGGAGCAUUGCGAUCACCGUUUGUACAGAAAGUUCUUCAUCAACCAUUUUUCAAGACGGAUUUGGUGUCGAGGCUGGUGAGGGAGUGGGAGACGACGAUUGACGCGGUGUUUCCGGCGUCGAAUGCGGAAGCGGAGAGGGGAUAUGAGCGGUCUGCGGCGGUGAGUUCAGCGGCUGCGGGAGAAGGGAUAUUUAGGAAUACGGUUGCGGCGUUGGUGACGAUGAGAGAAAUGAGAAGAGGGAGCUCUACGUACAGUGCUUUGUCACUUCCACCGGUUAAUCUCUACGAUCUCGAUCUCGUUCUACAACCGAUACACAUCCCUUCCCCGAUAUUAUCGUAAUAUUUGUAACUCACGUUUCAUAUAAGCAGCGUUUUUAGUUUUGACUAUGUCAUUAGACCAGACGGACUAUGUCACUAUCUUAAUAUUUCGUAUUUUAAUCAGUCAAGUUUAGCGAUA
Messenger RNA from Brassica napus (rape), 1296 nucleotides. Its product is annotated as SPX domain-containing protein 3-like. Bases 439 to 1179 code for a protein of 246 amino acids. The record is from RefSeq and is a predicted model, not a curated record. Gene Ontology annotation, biological process: cellular response to phosphate starvation. Lineage: Eukaryota; Viridiplantae; Streptophyta; Magnoliopsida; Brassicales; Brassicaceae. The transcript has 3 exons.